Dacryopinax primogenitus is the source of this 1164-nucleotide messenger RNA. Its product is annotated as electron transfer flavo protein alpha subunit. The transcript has 4 exons. Gene Ontology annotation, cellular component: mitochondrion. Gene Ontology annotation, molecular function: flavin adenine dinucleotide binding; electron transfer activity. The coding region runs from base 1 to 1038 and encodes 345 amino acids. The record is from RefSeq and is a predicted model, not a curated record. NCBI's taxonomy places the organism in Eukaryota, Fungi, Basidiomycota, Dacrymycetes, Dacrymycetales, Dacrymycetaceae.
AUGUUUGCACGGUCUGCUCACCUUUUACGGCCCGCUCUUGCAAGGCUCUAUGCGACUCCCCCGCAUCCCUCUACCCUUCUGUACCUAGAACAUGCGAGCGGGAAGCUCACAGGGGGAACCCUGUGUGCCCUCACAGCGGCCAAGCUUCUCGGCGGUGAAAUAACUGGUGUUCUCAUGGGCUCCCAGACAGAGCUCGACGCAGUAUUACCCCAAGCUAGAAAAUUGGAUGGCCUGACAAAGAUUCUGACAUCGAGCUCUCGUUUAUAUGUGCAUUCGGUCCCGGAAACCACUGUUCCUUUCUUCCAGAAGUUGGUCCAAGACCGGGGAUAUACUCACCUCUUCUCCUCAACGUCUUCCACUUCAAAAUCUUUUCUGCCACGCUUGGCAGCUCAACUUGACGUUCAGCCUAUCUCAGAUGUGACGUCCAUCAGCGUUGAAUCGGGUGCCGACAUCUAUACACGGCCAAUCUAUGCAGGCAAUGCAAUUUCCACAGUCAAGCCCACUUCCGACGGUCUCCGCAUUGUCACAGUGCGGAGUACUGCGUUUCAACAGUCUGGCAUCGGCUCUUCCGAUGUAGCCGUAGAAGACAUUGCACCAGCUGAGCCGUCCGAAGUACAAGCGGAACAUCUGAAAACCAUGACCACCGAGAGCACGCGGCCGGAAUUGGGCUCCUCCGAUAUAGUUAUAUCCGGCGGUCGCGGUCUGAAGAGCCGCGCCAAUUUUGAUGCAACACUUACACCGUUAGCCGAUAGACUGGGUGCUGCCAUCGGCGCGAGCCGGGCCGCUGUGGACGCUGGCUAUGCCGACAAUAGUUUACAGGUUGGCCAGACAGGCAAAAUUGUUGCUCCAUCUCUUUACAUAGCAAUUGGCAUCUCUGGGGCAAUCCAACACCUCGCUGGGAUGAAAGAUUCCAAGUUCAUCGUCGCGAUCAAUAAGGAUCCGGAUGCUCCCAUUUUCCAGGUUGCGGAUGGUGGACUGGAGGCAGAUCUUUUCGACGCGGUGCCCGAGCUUCUCACAAAGUUGCCAGAGCGAAAGUAGUGAAGGAAAGAUGUGCAAACCUUGUUUGUUCCAUGAGCAGCCUUCUGUAAAAAAUGCGACACCUAUACAAGUCAAACCGCCUAAAAACUUAGGAUAUUUACAUUGUACAUAGCUCUCCAAGUUGAC